This is a messenger RNA of Aphanomyces astaci, 1994 nucleotides long. RefSeq lists its product as hypothetical. Bases 7 to 1902 code for a protein of 631 amino acids. The transcript has a single exon. Gene Ontology annotation, biological process: tRNA modification. The record is from RefSeq and is a predicted model, not a curated record. Gene Ontology annotation, molecular function: tRNA (guanine(46)-N7)-methyltransferase activity; protein binding. Lineage: Eukaryota; Oomycota; Saprolegniomycetes; Saprolegniales; Verrucalvaceae.
GUGCGAAUGAUGCCCGAACGCAACCCUAUCAAGCCAACGAAGGCGGCACAUUAUUCAGGGCACAGUAAGAAGAAGUCGACGCCUUUUCGAGGCAGCAAACCUCCGACUUUCGACAAAAGCAACCUCCCACACAAACGCAAGGGUCCUCCUCCCCACCAUGAGCAUCAUCCCGCUUCUUCGUCGUUCAAGAAGCCAAAGAAGGACGCGCCGGAAACCGUCAAACUGAACAAGGAACUGGCGCAGUAUGCCAGCCGGAAGCAACUCCCGGAAGCCCAGGCCACGUUCAACGACGCCGUGGCCAACCACUUGGCCAACUCGUACACUUAUGUCAACAUGAUGAAUGUGUGCGUGCGCUGCGGGGACUUGAGCCAAGCGACGUCGGUCUUUGACGCGAUGAAAGCCGCCAAGAUCUCCCCGGAUGUCGUCGCGUACACGACCCUUCUCAAGGGAUUGUGCGGCGAAGGGCGGCUAGAUGACGCCAUGAAGCAUGUGAAAGCCAUGGAAGCGGCCAAAGUACCGCUCAACGUACGCACAGUCAACACGCUGCUGCGCGGGUGCAUUCUCGUGGGCGAUGUCCGCACUGCCGAAGCCAUCUUCGAUGCCACGGUGGGCAAAUGGAGACUCGCGCCAGACGAUUCGACGUGGGAAUAUGUGAUAGCGCUGCUGUGUCGGAACCUACAGCUCAAGAAGGCCUUGUCCGUGUUUGGCCGUGGGUUGCUGGCAAACGGGUGCAACGUCGGCAGCAACGCAGCUACUCUACUCAACUUGGCCCGAGCUGCGACCUUACUAGGCGACAUCUCGACUGCACACAAGUACGUGGGUAUGACACUGCGCAAUUUGGCCGCGAAGAACCCCGAAACCCCGGAACCCCGAAACCCCGGCGGCAAGCGCGGGUGGCACGAAGCGUCGGAAAGCCGCCAAGAGUCCCUCGCCGUGUUCCUCCAGAUCAAACGUGACGAACUAGCUCGGGAACUCAGCGUCAUAUCCACCUACCUGGAGCAACUAUCUCAGCAAGCCAGCAACAAGUCGGACGAUGGCACCGCGAGGGAUGCCAUCUUGGACAUGUAUAAGAAGGUGCUGUUGAUUCCUCUCACUCCCAAGCGCGACCAAUCGCUGGCGGAAGCGCUGGCCGUCGGCGUUCUCGAUACCAUGGGCCUCCGCGCUGUACUGAAGAAGAACUUUCCCGAUAAAGUUGCGACCGUUCAAUUAAGUUUCGAACGCCGGUUAAGUUCGACGACCGACGUGGUGAAAUUGCGCAAAGUGUUUGGAAAAGACCGAGUCCAGGCGCUGCCCGUGAAGGUGGAGAUCUGCAGCGGCGCCGGGGAAUGGGUGGUUAACCAGGCCAAGAAGGACCAAGGGAAGGCGCUGUGGGUCGCCAUGGAGAUCCGACACGACCGAGUGUACCAGAUCUUCACGCAGGCCGUCUUCGACAACGUGACCAACCUGAGCAUCAUCGCCGGGGAUGCCGCCGUGGGUAUUCAGCGGCACAUGAAGCCAAACCAAGUGGAUUUCAUGUUUAUCAACCAACCGGAACCCCCCCAGCAGACGGGCAGCAUGAACACCCAAGCCAAGCAUCUCCUCACCGCGACAUUCCUCGACCAUGCCAUGCAACUCGUGAAACCCGACGGAAGACUCACCAUCGUGACCGACAACAAGUGGUACGCCCAGUUCCUGCUCAAGAUCGUGUGCAAGCUCAAGCAUGUGCACGGCGUCGCGUUGAAGAAGCGGCAGACGGUCGAGUCCCACGGAUCGUUCCACAUCUACAUGGGCCACCCGCCGAAAGAGUGCGGGGUCGCCGACGAACACGCGUCGUCCUACUUUGAUCGACUCGCCAAGCAAGACAGCAUCCGAGGUAGUCAAGGCACGUACUUUCUCUCGAUUGCCAAGCGAAUCGCUGCUUAAGAUAACCAAACCGUUCGAUCCAAAUUCCUCCAUCUUGUAACGGCAUGAUGCAGUCGAUUCCGUCAUCGUCUUAGGAAUGCAUGUCUGCGUCC